This is a messenger RNA of Hydra vulgaris (swiftwater hydra), 822 nucleotides long. The record is from RefSeq and is a predicted model, not a curated record. NCBI's taxonomy places the organism in Eukaryota, Metazoa, Cnidaria, Hydrozoa, Anthoathecata, Hydridae.
AAUUUGCAACCCUAUAAGUUUUAAAAGUUAAAGUUAAUUUCAAAAAAAAAAAAUUAUGAUCAAAAUGAUCAAAAUAUGAGAUCACAUGAUGUGAGAUCACUUGAUGUGAGAUCACAUGAUGUGAGAUCACAUGAUGUGAGAUCACAUGAUGUGAGAUCACUUGAUGUGAGAUCACAUGAUGUGAGAUCACAUGAUGUGAGAUCAUAUGAUGUGAGAUCACUUGAUGUGAGAUCACAUGAUGUGAGAUCACAUGAUGUGAGAUCAUAUGAUGUGAGAUCACAUGAUGUGAGAUCACAUGAUGUGAGAUCACAUGAUGUGAGAUCACAUGAUGUGAGAUCACAUGAUGUGAGAUCACAUGAUGUGAGAUCACAUGAUGUGAGAUCACAUAAUGUGAGAUCACAUGAUGUGAGAUCACAUCCUGAUUGUUUUUUAGUUUUUUAUGUGAUCAAUUUGUGAACAUAACUUUUUAAAAGUUAUUAUUAUUGUUCAUUUGUGUUCAAUACAUUUUUGUAAUCCCAUGUUGUUAUAAAAUAUGACAAGUUGGUGAACUUUUGUUUUAAAAUAAAGAAAAAAAGCAUAAUCAUUUUUUUAAGCUACAUUUUCAAAACUAUAUUUAUUUUUUAAAUCUUUAUGUAGUAUUGUUUAUCUUGAGAAUUUAGAUCAUAUAUACUCCAGAAAGAAAAGUUCACAUGCUCAGUUUAUUGGUGUUUGAAUGUUUAUUUAUUACAUAUAUAUAUUACUUUUAUGCACAAUUUGUUUAUAUUCACCUAAAUUAAAUUAAGUUAACUAUUAUAUUUUAUUUAGUUUUAAUAAAAUUAAAAU